AUGCUGGCGCUAGCGUCCGCGCACGAGAUUGAGCUCAAUGGCUCCAAGGCCGAUGAACAUAGGCCUCUAGACCAAGGCGUUCGAGAAUGCAACAUCCUACGCCAUUACAACAAGUCCAUUGCCUUGUUGAACACAAACCUGUCUUCGCAAAAUCCGACGUCUAUCCGCGUCGCCAUCGCGUCUUGCAUACUUUUCGUCUGUGUAGAGUUUGUGCGGCGACGGUUCGAGACUGGGUAUGCCCAUCUCAGAAGCGGACUCAAGUUACUUGAACAACUCCCACGUCCGUCGAAGGAUGCCGACUCCGAGGUUUGCCCCCCACCAGAUGCCCUAGUCGAAGCGCUCCUGCGCCUCGAUGUCCAAACAAGGCUCGUCAAGACCGCCGCGCUACAGAACGCGAAGCUUUCUGCACAGAUACCAAGCCUAGAUAUCACAGUCUUGACUUCUUUCGUUUCACUUGACGGGGCGAGACAGCAGCUGGACACCAUUCUCUCAGCCGUCUACGAACUACAGGAGCGAGCUCGGCGCCAAACCCCGGAAGACAACGUUUCGCACGCUUUUGAGCUCCUCAGUGCCCAGCAGCGACUGAAAAAUGACCUCAGCGUCUGGCUCCAGACAUUUAAUCGCGUCAAAGGCAGCUGGUGGACGAAUUUAUCAUCCAAAGAAAAGGUUGCCUACCACCUGAUCCCGAUUUACCACACCAUGGCCCAGAUCAUUGUUGAUACGACUCUUCAGCCAGCAAACGAGUCGAUAUAUGACAAACAUCUCCGACAAUUUGAGUCCAUUAUCAGCCUUUCGCAAAGCCUACUGACCUUCGCUCUGCCAAUGAUGGUUGAAGAGAUGGCAUACGGACUCCAUCCUGGUUUCAAUUUCACGGCCGAUAUGGGCGUCAUCCCUCCCCUCUACUUCGUUGGCCUGAAAUGCAGAAACCCUUACAUCAGGCGCCAGGCUAUCAGGGUUCUGGCGACAGAUGAACAUCAGGAGGGAAUAUGGGACGCGCCAAUGGCUGCUGCAAUUGCUUCAGAAGUCAUGCGGCUGGAAGAAGCCAACUUCUACGACGAUCUCUUUUUCAAGAGCUGUGACGCCGCCUCGACAGCGCCAAAGAAGUGCAAGAGCGGGACACCCGUGCCACCAAUCCUGCCAGAAAAUUGCAGAGUUCGUGACAUUCAGGUACACUUGCCAGACGGGGCUGCCGAUGAUUUAGUAAUGAGCGGCAAGUCCAUGCGCUCCAACGGCAGUCUCGAGUCUUUCACAAGACGUUUCAACGUGAAGGAUAAGAUUUGGCAGUCUGGAUUUGGGUGGCCUACUUCAGCAUCUUCACAACUGUCCCCUUCUUCUGAUUCUUCGAAGGCGUCAUACAGUCUUGAUAUUGGCCUUGAUUUCUUUUAA
Molecule: messenger RNA, 1386 nt
Organism: Colletotrichum chrysophilum
Lineage: Eukaryota; Fungi; Ascomycota; Sordariomycetes; Glomerellales; Glomerellaceae
Exons: 1
Coding region: 1-1386 (461 amino acids)
Source: RefSeq, a predicted model, not a curated record